This is a messenger RNA of Nerophis lumbriciformis (worm pipefish), 834 nucleotides long. The record is from RefSeq and is a predicted model, not a curated record. Lineage: Eukaryota; Metazoa; Chordata; Actinopteri; Syngnathiformes; Syngnathidae.
AUGAGUGACGUUAAUCUUAUUUUCUGGGACCACUUGCAGGCUGGCAGCUCCGAUGUGGAUUGGUGUGAAGGCAAUUACCUUAUUUACCCGAGCAUCGCUGAAUUUUACAACACGAUCAGCAACAUUUUGUUUUUUGUUUUGCCUCCCAUAUUAAUGUGCUUGUUUCGCCAAUAUGCAACACAUUUCAACAGUGGGAUUUACCUCAUUUGGACCCUGCUGGUCGUGGUGGGUAUUGGCUCAACAUAUUUCCACGCUACCCUCAGCUUCCUGGGCCAGAUGCUGGAUGAGUUGGCCAUUUUAUGGGUGCUCAUGUGUGCCAUCGCUAUGUGGUUCCCAAAAAGAUACUUACCCAGGAUUUUCAGAAGAGAUCGGUCGAGGUUCAAAGUAGUCAUCGGCAUCCUUUCAGGGAUCACUACAGGAUUGGCCUUUGUUAAACCUGUCAUAAACUCCUUGUCGCUCAUGACUCUGGGCAUCCCAUGCACCGUGCUGCUCAUCACCGAGCUUAAAAGGUGUGAAAACCCUCGUGUAUUCAAGCUGGGUCUGAUCUCAGGAAUUUGGUGGGCUCUGGCUCUGCUUUGCUGGCUCAGCGAUAGGAUUUUCUGUGAAAUGUGGUCAUCUGUCAACUUUCCCUACCUACACUGUGCUUGGCACAUCCUCAUUUGUCUGGCCUCCUACUUGGGUUGCGUCUGCUUUGCCUACUUUGACGUUGCGAGCGAGGCCCCGGAGCGAGGUCCAGUCAUCAUGUUCUGGCCCAACGAGAAAUGGGCCUUCAUUGGCGUCCCCUAUGUUUCAUUCCUCUUUGUACACAAGAAGUCAGCUAUCAAGGUGACCUAA